CUCUGUGAAGCUCUAUUACUGUGCCUGUAUUAAAAAGGAUAGGUAGGGCAAGCAGGCAGAGAGAAUAUAUAGAAGGAGAAUCCUGGGAGGGCCGAUCUAGGAGCCAGAGAAGGAGGAGGACAUCAGGGACCAGCCACCCAGCUACACAGCAAACCCCGGAGUAAGCGUAAGAUUUAUAGAAAAAGGAAGCUGGCAAGAAACAAGCCAAACUAAGGCCAGGCAUUCAUAAUUAUGAAUAACCUUCCAUGUGUGAUUUAUUGGGGAGUAGGUGGCGGGCCCCCAAAAGAGUAAAACAACAAAACAAACAAACAAACAACCCAGCAUUCACAGGGCAGUACAUUUCCAUGAUGGUCCUAUGGUAUGGGCAUAAUGAGUAGAAGGAUCCAUGUUUCCCCCUUCCGUGCCUUCCAUUGGCCAGUGGGGCAUUGUGAGCACAUGCAGGCCCUCAUUGGUUGGUGGGUGGAACAAUGCCAGCUGGUUCCCAGGUUCUCUGGAGAGGUUGUGGACCAAAAUCCUGCCCAGCUGCUGAGGUGGUAGGAUGAGCCUGGGAGUCCUGAGGGCUCCCCAGUAGCCAUCUGGUACCAUCUCCCAGGAAUGAGGCAGAAAAUCAGGAGAUAACACCAUGGGGGUCACAAGUUCCAGGCCUUCAUGCUGCUAUUACAGGGAAAGCCCCGACUGUGGUAUCAUCAGCAGGCUGUACCAAAGCAUAGCUUACUUCUUGCAGUGGAAGAUUGAUUCUGUUGAAAGAAACUGGGAACAUCUGGAAGGUACUCCUCGGGCACCCUUGGUGCCCAAACUUCACUGCAGGAGGCACCUCAGAAAGGCUCUCCUCAGUUGUGAGCACGGGGAGGGGGAAGAGGGGGGCAAAAGAUCAGUAGAGGUCUGCAGCUGUCCUCAGUGGCUGUUGACUGAAAGGAUGUCCCCAGAUACCCGUGAGUUAGGUGAACAUUGAACCAUGUACCAGACCCUCUUGGUGCACCUGUGCCAGAAGCAUUUUGGCCAGUUCACACCAGCUGGGACAGAAAAGGUCCCCGAGAGCCUUUCUUCUACUUCUGGGAGCAGGAAAGCACCCACAUUUGAUCGUGGAUUCGCAUUCAGCCUUGGUUCCCAUCCUGGCUUGUAUUUGAGGCAAGAAGGGAGUCAGUCCCAGUUCUUUGCCAAGUGGGGGAGAGCAGGGGCAUGAUUUAAUGAUGAUCACUUUGUUUCUGCAACUCGAAUCUCACUUUUAGUGUACACUCAAGCAGAAUGGGUGAAGACCUGUGCGUGGGUGGGAAUCGAGGACAAUGUAAGAAGCUUUGCUGAGGUGAAUGGCAUCCAAGCUCUGAAGUCAUUGGAACUUGUGUCUGCUGUUUCUACGUGCAAAGCAUGUGCUCAAUAUUCAUGAGCAAUCCUUCAAGGGAAACCCCAGUCUUGCCAUGCCCAUCCUUCAGCCUUUUGGGUGUGAGGGCAGGAGGGUCAGAAGUUUGAUGCCAACCUUAGCUGCAUAUUGAAUGAGCCCUGGGCCUGUCUAGGGCCAUGGUGUGAGCCUUGGCCUCAAGAAACCCAAUCCAUUCCAUGCAUUGUCUGGAUGGAGGGCUGGGCUGGAGCCUAAGGUCUUCUGUAUGAUAGGAAGUCACUGUGCAACUGAACUUCAACUGGGUCCUUGCCUCACAUUGCAAUUCUGACUCAAGGUCGCACUGUGUUGCCCAGGAUGGGCUGUGGCUUGAUUUAUAGCUUAGGAAGGCCUUGAACCUUUGAUUCUGCUCUGUCAUUCUCCCAAGUAGCUGGCUUUACAGACUUGUGCCCACAGGCCUAUCUCUGAUGAGUCCUUAAACUCUCCACGGGCUGUUUCUCACUGUGGUGACUUAUUAGACAACACUUUACAGUAAUUGUGGUCCUGGAAAGAAUGUCCACUCAUGGACCUUGAACUCUAAGGUGUACAGGACACUCACAGUUGUAUGAGGUUGACCUGUUUGUACCUGUUACUGUGCACAACAGAAAUCAGGAGACAUAAUUGCACAACAUGGUCAAAGAGGACAAGAAAAGUACUGGGGACAGACCAUCAAUGAAGAACACUGCGGUUAUAACCAAGGCUAUCUAGUUUCCAACUCACGCCUUAACCAGGGUCCUCCUGUGUAGAGCAUGGCAAAGCCAGGAUUUGAACCUGGACUUUCUGCCUGCAGAGGUCCUCCUCAUGCUUCCAGCCCCUUGCACAUGGGCUCCUCAAACUAGAAGCGUUCUGUUUGAAGAAGGACGUGUUUGUGUACCAUGUCAUCUUGGGGGAGGAUUCUUUGGAGUGGGAUUUUGAAUCUGAGAUUAAUUCAUGGUACCUGCCCUGUCCACAUCCACAGGGGAACCCAACACCAAGAUUGUGAAGGGUACUGUGACAAGCUGUGGGGACCACUAUGGCUGCAUAGAGGACCGUGUCUUUUUCAGCAUCGAUGCUAUGAUCGGCCCUUUGUGUCUGCGAGUUGGAGAUAAAGUCCUUGCAUUUGUGGAGGAAGAUCCACUAUCAUAUGACUUGAGAGCGACCGAAGUAUGUGUUUUAGUCGAAGAUGACAGGCCUAGAGAACCCUACUCCAAGAUCCAUGAAGUAUCCAUGUGUGUUUCCCAAGUGAGGGAAGAUAAUAUCUGCCUAGCGGAUGAAUACUACUUCUAUCUGGACAGCAUUUCUAAAGCUAUCUUAGGUUUUAUGCCUUAUGAAGGGGAUUGGUUAGAUAUUGAGUAUUCUUUGGAGCAAGAAUCAUCAAAGAUCACAAUACACUCAUUGAAGGCCACGAAGUGUAGGCGCCUGCAAGAGGUCUGCGUGACUAGUAUCCACAAACGACAAGGAGUGCUGAAUCACACCAUCUUUUUCACCUUCCACUCACUGAAGUGCCCCGUGGGCUACACCCCUCUUGUAGGCCAUGUUGUCAACGUGGUGGUAGUGCAGAGCAUCCGGCCCAACUACAACUGGAGAGCAGUCUCCAUGACGCCAGUGGACAAGCUGUACAGGCUAGGGUCCUGA
Peromyscus californicus insignis is the source of this 2986-nucleotide messenger RNA. Its product is annotated as cancer/testis antigen 55-like. The transcript has 4 exons. NCBI's taxonomy places the organism in Eukaryota, Metazoa, Chordata, Mammalia, Rodentia, Cricetidae. Bases 2303 to 2986 code for a protein of 227 amino acids. The record is from RefSeq and is a predicted model, not a curated record.